Messenger RNA from Aureococcus anophagefferens, 1278 nucleotides. RefSeq lists its product as hypothetical. The transcript has a single exon. Lineage: Eukaryota; Pelagophyceae; Pelagomonadales; Pelagomonadaceae. The annotation marks the transcript as partial. The record is from RefSeq and is a predicted model, not a curated record.
CGCUCUCGCCGACCGCGGCUCCACGACCAGCCCGACGGCCGCCCCCACGGGCGCGCCGACCUCGGCUCCCACGACCAGCCCGACGGCCGCCCCCACGGGCGCGCCGACCUCGGCUCCCACGACCAGCCCGACGGCCGCCCCCACGACCAGCCCGACGCCCGCGCCGUCCCCCCCGUCCCCCACCGGCUACGGCUACGGCGAUGACGGCUACGGCUACGGCUACGGCGGUUACGGCUACGGCGACGACGGCUACGGCGAUGAUGGCUACGUCUACGGCGAUGACGGCUACGGCUACGGGGGGUCGGUCUCUCCGACGCCCGCGCCGUGGAUUCAGCGCGGCGACGACAUCGACGGCGAGGCCGCGGACGACUGGUCGGGCUACUCGGUGUCGCUGAGCGCGGACGGCACGACGCUGGCCGUCGGGGCGCCCUACAACGACGGCGCCGGCUCCAACGCGGGCCACGCGCGCGUGUUCGCGUGGGACCCCGUCGACGAGACGUGGAAGCAGCGCGGCGACGACAUCGACGGCGAGGCCGCGGGCGACGAGUCGGGCAGGUCGGUAUCGCUGAGCGCGGACGGCGCGACGCUGGCCGUCGGGGCGGUCUACAACGACGGCGCCGGCUCCAGCGCGGGCCACGCGCGCGUGUUCGCGUGGGACUCCGACGACGAGACGUGGGUUCAGCGCGGCGACGACAUCGACGGCGAGGCCGCGGGCGACCGGUCGGGCUACUCGGUGUCGCUGAGCGCGGACGGCACGACGCUGGCCGUCGGGGCGGUCUACAACGACGGCGCCGGCUCCAGCGCGGGCCACGCGCGCGUGUUCGCGUGGGACUCCAACGACGAUACGUGGAUUCAGCGCGGCGACGACAUCGACGGCGAGGCCGCGGGCGACGAGUCGGGCAGGUCGGUAUCGCUGAGCGCGGACGGCGCGACGCUGGCCGUCGGGGCGGUCUACAACGACGGCGCCGGCUCCAGCGCGGGCCACGCGCGCGUGUUCGCGUGGGACUCCAACGACGAUACGUGGAUUCAGCGCGGCGACGACAUCGACGGCGAGGCCGCGUUCGACCAGUCGGGCUACUCGGUGUCGCUGAGUGCGGACGGCACGACGCUGGCCGUCGGGGCGUCCGGGAACGACGGCGCCGGCUCCAACGCGGGCCACGCGCGCGUGUUCGCGUGGGACCCCGUCGACGAGACGUGGAAGCAGCGCGGCGACGACAUCGACGGCGAGGCCGCGGACGACCGGGGCUACUCGGUAUCGCUGAGCGCGGACGGCGCGAC